AUGUUUCGGCCGCCGGACAAGAAACCAAAAGUUGAGCAUUUCGUCGACGACGUCGCCCGCCAGUACUCGGAUGAAGAGUUCCGAAGGCACUUCAGGUUGUCUCGGCGUGUUGCCACCGAACUGAUAGCAGGCUUCGCGUCUUCUCCGAUGUGCCCGACAGACAAUCACGGUGGCAAGGCUGCGAAGUCUGCGGAGACGCACAUUUUGUCUUUCAUUUGGUAUGCAGCCAACAAAACAUGCAUGCGGGAUGUGGCCGACAGAUUCAACCUGGCUGCAAGUACUGUACACAGGGUACUGCAAAGAGUGGCAGACUACCUGUGUACGCUAGGUCCAACUGUCCUCACAUUUCCCCGUGACCUGGAGAAGCUGUCCAGAGAUUUCGAGAAAGUGUCGGGUGUGCCUGGUGUUGUUGGGUGCAUAGACGGUUGCUACAUUCGCAUCCAGUGCCCCGAAAACAAGAUAGCUUCGACCUACGUCAACAGACACCACUUCCUCUCAAUGACAUUGCAGGCUGUGUGCGACAACAAGAGGCGAUUCAGUGACGUGCUCGUUGGAAGCUCGAGCAAGAUACACGAUUCCCGUGUCUUUCGCCUGUCCUCGCUUGCCAAAAAAAUCCCAGGGAUAUGCCAAGGUGGCAGGUAUCACAUCCUAGGUGACGCAGCAUACCCUGUAAGGCCGUUCUUGCUUACCCCUUACAGGGAUUAUGGAGCACUAACAAAACAGAAGAAAAAAUUCAAUGCAAAAUUUUCGGCAACCCGCGUGCUGAUUGAAAACUCGUUUGGGAUCCUGAAGAAACGCUUCCGCCAGCUUAUGUAUCUGGAGCUGCGGACUGUCAAGUGGCUAAAUGCGUUUAUGCUUGCUUGUUGCAUCUUGCAUAAUCUGUGCAUCGACACAGGCGACGAACUGCUCGAUGACAGUGAUGAAGAGGAGGCUAACGAUGAUGUACCAUGGUCCAAGUGCACAGACAGCGAUGAAUGUGAAGAAGAGGAUACUGAAGAAGACGCAGCACUACUUAAGCUCGGCGAGUUGAAGCGAGAGAAAGUGUUCCAAAAAAUGUUUGGGGGAAAAUGA
Rhipicephalus sanguineus (brown dog tick) is the source of this 1071-nucleotide messenger RNA. RefSeq lists its product as uncharacterized. The transcript has 4 exons. Lineage: Eukaryota; Metazoa; Arthropoda; Arachnida; Ixodida; Ixodidae. The record is from RefSeq and is a predicted model, not a curated record. The coding region runs from base 1 to 1071 and encodes 356 amino acids.